UACUUACAAAAUUAAUAAGAAUCUUAUAUUUAUCUUAUAUGUAUUUAACAAUAUUUUUUAUUGUAACGAAAUUAAUAAUCAAACUGCAACUUACUUAUUGAAAAUUCAUACAGUUAAUAUCGGUAAUAGUUCAUCAAAACGCUAUCAAAAUGGACCAGGAUAAAAACACAUUGAUCCGAACAGCCAUCGGACAAAUGGCAUCACUGGGCGAGCUAUACGACGCCCGGACGGACACAUUCUGCGCCAUUUCGGCCCUCAAAAUAGCACCAGAAAAGACGGACGCCGUCACCAUACAGGACAACCCCUCCAUCGACCUCCAGUACAUACACACCGACACCUUUUCGGACAAAUUUGACAAAUUAGAGAUAAAGGCCGGCCUUAAGGUGAGUAUAUUGGCCGGACUGUUCCAGUUGGAGGGAAGCGGCAGGUAUUUGGCGGACACGAAAAAGAGCGCCCGAGCCGUCCGCUCGUCCCUCUUGUAUAACAUUCAGACCAAAGCCGAGAGACUGAACCUAUUUAACGACGAACUCGCGGAGUGUUUCGCGUUGGACGCCCUCCAGGCCACCGCUGCCACCCAUGUGGUGGUUGGCAUCGAUUGGGGCGCCAACUCCAUGAUCACUAUGGAGUACAGCAACAGCGAGAAUAAGGAUGUUAAGGAGAUCGAAGGCGCCAUCCAGGGUGAGUUAAAGAAGUUUGGCGCUAAUAUAAGUGGAAAAGCGAGCGGUGAUUACGGGAGCGGUCAGGACAGCAAACAAACCAAUUAUUCGUUACACAUAUUCGGCGACAUUAUGCCGACCGACGAGCCGUUGCCGCAAACAAUUGAGGAGUCGUUGGCGCUAAUGAAAAGAAUGCCCUUGCUCACGGCCAAUGGGGGCAAGGGCAAACCGUUGAAGUACACGCUCGUGCCAUUGUCAACCCUAGCCAGUCAAUCAAGCACACCCAAAAUGGCAGACAAAGUGAUCAAGUACAUUGACGAGCAGGCGAUCGUCCGGUGCGUCCAACUGUUUGAUAGGAUCGCGGCGUCGAAGCAACGACUCUACGAUUUGUAUGAUUGCGUGAAUUCCCAUAAAUAUUGCGUUCCCGCGGAUCGGGUGCGCGGUAUAGGCGCCCAAAAGGAUCAAUUAGACUCGGAUGAGGCCAGCCUUAGAUCAAAAUUAGCCGAAUUAUUGGUGGAGGUGCGCUCCGGGAGGGCUGGCGGUGACAAACUGGAAAAGCUCAUUAGCGACUCAAACGAGGGCUCACUUUCGGAAAAUAAAAUACAAAACUUUAUUAAUAGUAACGAAGAUAUUGCCGACAAAAUAACUUACGCCAAAAUGUUACAACACGAAGGCGUUAUAUAUGUGGGAGCCCCCGGGUAUGGCCAGUCACUGGAAACGGCUAAAAUGGAACGCCUACAAUCGGAAAUUUAUAUUUUGUUCUGGGCCAGUUUGUCGACUGACACAAAGGAUCGAGAUUGGACUGAUAAUAAGCAUCACUUUUUACGACUGGCUAAACAAAACAAUGACCUUGAUAAAGACAGUAAAAAGGAUAUGACCAGAUUUAUAGCUGCCGAUUUGGAUAUGAGACCCGAGCUAAAUGACCAGGAACAUGUUGCAUCAGGAACACGAAUUUGUCUGUUUAAGAAUGGCAAAUAUAUUCACCAGAAUAUAUUGCUCGAUUAUAUUACCAAUAAUGACCGGUGUUUGAUUAAGCCAACUAAGCCGGUUCAAUUAGUAGUGAAUAAGCCCAAUAAGCGUGUCAUUUUGGAGGUAAGAUGUCCCGGCUCGUUAUCAGGCUAUUGUGAUUCAAAGGACGACCAUACCUGGCACUGUUACAAAUGCGACGAAUUAAUUGAGCAUGGUUUCGAUGGCUACUUCUAUUGUGCAUGCGAUAAAGGUUUGGCAAAACUAUUAGAAAAAUUGCGACCAAUGAAAGAGAUGAAUAUAUUGAUUUUGGGCGAAACUGGCGUGGGUAAGUCCACUUGGAUAAAUGGCCUGGUCAAUUAUAUGACAUUCAAGUCAUUGGACGAUGCCGAACAGAAUAAAUCGCUGAGUCUAAUAGCUUCAUCAUUUACAAUUACCGAUGAUGAAAACUAUGAGCAAGUUGAAAUUAAGAUUGGCGACGAUAAGAAUGAGGUAAUGGCUGCCGGACAGUCGGCUACUCAAGAACCAAAAGCCUAUGUAUUGGAGUGGGGUAAAAAGCACGUUAGACUCAUUGAUACGCCUGGCAUUGGAGACACGCGUGGCCUCGAACAGGACAAAGAGAACUUCGACGCCAUAUUGCGCUACAUCUCAAACCUGGAUGAGUUGCACGGCAUAUGCAUACUGUUGAAGCCCAACAACGCCCGACUCACUGUUAUGUUCCAGUUUUGCGUCAAAGAGUUGUUGACACAUCUGCAUAAAAGUGCAAGCAACAACAUCGUGUUUUGCUUCACUAAUGCGCGUAGCACACCGGGUGAUACACUGCCGGCAUUAAAAACGCUCCUGAAAGAGAAUAAAGACGUUAAUAUAGAGCUGUCGAAGCAUACGAUAUAUUGUAUGGACAACGAGUCGUUUAGAUUUCUGUGUGCUAUUCAUAAUGGCAUAAAAUUUGAGCAAGAUGAUAAACAUAAUUUUUCGGUCUCGUGGGACAAAUCGGUGGCCGAAACAAACCGAUUGUUCGAACACAUCGACGGCCUAAAGCCACACACGACCAGGGAUACUAUAUCGCUUAAUGACGCGCGCAAGGUUAUUUUGAGUUUAACAAAACCAAUGGCCGACAUUAGCAAGAACGUUCAGACCAAUAUCGCCAUCAUCAAUGAUAAAAAGGCAGAAAUUACAAGCUCAAAAAAGGCCCAAAAAGAAUUACUUGGCAAAUUGUACGUGGCCAUUAAUGAUUUGAAGCCGGUGGAAUUAAACUAUCCGCGCACAGUUUGCACAUCAAGCGGGUGUGUCGAGUAUCAUAAAAUACCGGAAACCAACACCAUUAAAACCGAUUAUGUUACCCACUGUCACGUACAUUGUGGCCUGAGCGGGGUCAAACCCGAAACCUAUCCGAAUGCAGAGCUCAAAAAUUGCUGGGCUAUGAUUGCUAAUAGUUAUUGCCGGAUUUGCCGAUGCUCCUGGGACAAACAUAUGCACAUUACUUAUGAAAAUGAGCUGGAACCAAAAAACGUGAUCAACCAAAGCACACAGGAUUUGAUAAACUCGAAGAAAAGCGAUGAGGAGAAAGUGAAAGUGUUUAUCGAGGAGUUGGACAAUAAGGUGAACGCAUUGAAACAGGAAGAGGAAGAGAUCCGAUCCGUGGCCGUCCAGUUCGGCAGUUUCCUCAAACGGAACGCCAUCAGUCCGUACAACGACUCGCUCAAGGAUUAUCUAACGGUGCUCAUCAGACAGGAAAAGGACAAGGUGUCCGCUGGUGGUGAUGAUAAAACACUGAACAGUUUGGAGGCAAUGCUGGCUAACUAUGCUGAAGAAGUGAAAGUAUUGGACAAAUCCAUGGCCAGCGGUGAAGAUGUGCCAGCUUUAGGCCCGGAUGAUAUCAAUAAACUGGUCCAAUCCCUAUAUAAGCUUAAGGAGAACGGCAAACAACUGGAGGACAGUAUGAAUCUGUGUUCGGCAUCGAAAGCCCGCAUGCAGUCCAUGUACACAGAGACCCAUUACAGCGCCCGACAAUAUAACCGCUCGCCACCCGGUUAUAACGAGCCCGACAAGCUGGCAAAAAUGUAUAACGCGUCGACCGAUAUAAUCACCGAUUUGGACACCAAGGACAUUCCGCUAGAUUAG
Oppiella nova is the source of this 3743-nucleotide messenger RNA. Lineage: Eukaryota; Metazoa; Arthropoda; Arachnida; Sarcoptiformes; Oppiidae. The record is from the annotation of a GenBank genome assembly.